AUGGCGUGCGGAUCGCUGCUGAGUGAAGAAGAUCUCUGCCGGUUCCGCACCAAGAAGUGCCGGAGGCUCGUUAGCGGCGCGUGCGAGUUUGGAAUAACGCGCUGCCAGUAUUCCCACAAUCAAUACUGGAGCCGUCGAUGCCCGAUCUACCUCUCCGACCGGUCUUUCAUUAGAUACAUCCACGUGCUCUGCCCGCACGUUACGACGAAGCAAGCCGAUGUGGGCGACCGCCCCUCUCAUGCUGGGCUCGGAUGCGGUAGACCCCGUUGCGUUAAACGCCAGGCAGGAGGUGGCCCACCAGGGCAGCAAAGUCAGCACUCGAAAGGCCACGGCAGAAGGCGGGGAGGAAGCGGCUCGGGCAAGGGCAGCGAAGCAUGCUGCUGCGUCGACGAGUGGAAGGAGGAAAUUAUCGUCAACACAUGCCCACGUGGAGGGGAAUGCCCUUUUGCUCACUCCACAGAGGAAAUUCUGUAUCAUCCCCUUUUCUAUAAGAUGAUCAUCUGCGAGAAGUACCGCGAAGAUGUGUGUGACACGUACUACUGCCCAUUUAUUCACGGUCUCGCAGAGGCGCGACAACCGAAGCACUACAAACUCCCCUUUACAACGGGCAUCGACAUUCCUCCUCUACCGUGUGUGACAAUAGUGGCCAAGAUUGAGAAGAAGAAGAAUCCUCUUUCUGGCGGGACCUUGGGAGAUACAACAGUCACAGCUGUGGGAAUCGACGAAGCCGCCUGCCCGGAGAACAACCCUGAAUCACUCCUGAGGCAAGCAGUUGCUGCAGCGCAGCGCCAGCAUCGCCAACUACAGCAGCGAAGCUUUCAGCUUUGCAGAUCCCUCAUGGAUUCCAGUGAAUCAGAGACACUUCGUACGUCACGGUCGGCAGAGCAGCUCGCUCACAGCCCCGCAACUCUUGGGCAGGGCUCCCAGCAGGGUCUCUUAACGCGUGCAAACCGCUGCGGCGAUUCCCGUUCAUCCGAAGACGAUGAUGCGUUCGCCUGCCAAGCGCUGUUUGACGCAUUGAAAAGUUUGGAGGGGGGCGAUAAGGCUUCUCGCUCGCUUAGUAUGCCAGGUGGAGGGCGGAGGCCACGGGCGCACGACAACGGGCUCGAGGCGGUGGCUGCACGAUUGACUUCAACUCAACAGGGUCCUCUAUCGGGAAGCGUGUGGCCUAGUCUUCCAGCGUCGGUCGCUUCUAAGCGUGGUGAAACAGCGUUCAACGACCCUAACAGAAGUGUGGAGCAGCUCACGCCUCGCAAAGUCGGUCCACGACUGGUGCUUGGAGGAAUAGCCCCCGGGAGAGCCGCUGCUCUCGCGUCCCGGAUGUCUCCAGUACAGCUCCUCACCGCCGCGUUCGAGCUCUGUGGACACAACAAUCGCAAGGAUACUAUCGAGUUUGCGCUAAACACGCUUGAUGAUCAAGAGGAGAGCGUUGCCCUAUCGCAUAUAGAGCCCAAGGAAAAGUUGACGGAGGUCAGGGGCACCGAAACUGAGGGGGAGCCAUCGCGAAGAAAGGGACACGGCGAUCCGGAACCUAUCCAAGGGACUGAAAUCGGAAGCGACGCGAAAAACAGACAGAUGGGAUCAGCCCAACUACUGUUUCAGUUCACUACAGAGCCCACAGCACAUCCACAGAGGGAGUCAGAUCCGCCAACUGAGCUGACUGCCGAUCCCUCUGAAAAUCUGCUGGCGUCGGCAGGGGAAAGCCUUCAAAACGUUCGAACCGUGGCAUCUGUAGCCACCUCGUCGGCGUCGCCGGAUGAAAGUAGUCAAGCGCCAGGGAUCACGUUUACUUCUUUGGAUUCUUCUACAGCGUCGUCGCCACUUUCAUCCCCAUCAUCAGCAUCGCGGGGUCGUGGACCUAGUGAUCGUGCGGCUUUCACUACACAAAGCAAUGCGAACCGGGAGCAGCCAUGCUGUUUAAGUGCCGCAACAAGAUCGCCAAGCGAGUCAGGAGCCGAGCCCGACAUAUCUAGCCACAUCAGCAGUUCAUUCCAUAGCACGUUGACCGCAACCGAGGCCACCGAGGCCACCGUAACGAGACCAGAGGUCUCAGCGGAUGGUCCGCCCGAAGGAGCCCGUAUCUCUCAAAGCCACAAUGGCCUGGGUGAGCUAGAAAAGGCACAGGAGAGACAGAGGGUGGAAGAUCCACAAGUAGUCGCCCCAGUGCCCAUAGCAGGGCAGUCCCCAACCAACGAGGGCACGCAUGUACAAAGCCACAUGUCACAGCUGUCCGGAACGUGUACAGAUUGCAGCAACGGAGGAAGUAACGAUAAGAAGGACGCCCUCGUAGAGGAAAAUGGACCCACAACAACCGUCAUGAGGCAGGACGACCCUCACACGGAGGAGCUGGCCAAAUCUACCCACGAAACUGUCAGCGAAGAGCAUUCACUACACGAGGACAGUUGCACAACUCCAAAUCUCCUUAUCGAUCGGCUUGAACAGAUAAUCAAGGCUCUUUGGGAAAAUGUAUGGAAGCACACUCCGAAGCAGUGGAGCCGUAUUCAGUGUGCGUCUCGGGAGGUGAGUCAGCCUCGCAGUGUGGAAUGGCUUGUUGCAUGA
Besnoitia besnoiti is the source of this 2559-nucleotide messenger RNA. RefSeq lists its product as uncharacterized. The record is from RefSeq and is a predicted model, not a curated record. Bases 1 to 2559 code for a protein of 852 amino acids. NCBI's taxonomy places the organism in Eukaryota, Apicomplexa, Conoidasida, Eucoccidiorida, Sarcocystidae. The transcript has 5 exons. Gene Ontology annotation, molecular function: metal ion binding.